AGGGUCUGGCAGGUGCAUAAUCAAACUUGACCAAGAGGUUAUGAUUGUUCAUUAAUUUAUUCAUUUGAUUAGAUUAAAUAAGCGACAAUCUUUAUAUUGAACGGAGGAAUCAAGAUUUCACUUAGUCAUUGUUCAGAACCACGUAGAUUGACACUGAAAAUAUGGAAAAAAUUGUUAUAUUCGGUUCCUCUGGAAUGACCGGUAUCUGUGCCGUGGAAGCUGCAGUUGAAAAAGGUCUGAACGUUAGAGCUUUUGUUAGGGAUGCUUCCAAAUUACCAGAAAACCUUAGAAGUAAAGUAGAAGUUGUCCAGGGGGACGUAUUGAAUUACAAUGAUGUAUCUAAUGCAAUUAAGGGAGUAUCAGCCGUAGUUGUUGUCCUUGGAACAAGAAAUGAUUUGAAACCUACUACAGUUUUGAGCGAAGGAACCAAAAAUAUCAUCAAGGCAAUGAAAGAAAAUGGAGUUGAGAUAGUGUCUUUCUGUCUGUCUGCUUUCUUAUUCUGGAAACCUGCUGAUGUACCUCCCAUGUUCCACGAUCUCAAUGCUGAUCAUCGCAGGCAAUUAGAUGCUAUAAAGGAGUCCAGUUUGAAAUAUAUUGCUAUUUUGCCACCACACAUUGCAGAUCAACCUGGUAAUGAUUAUGUGGUGAAACACGAUGAAAGCCCUGGAAGAGUAAUCACAAAAUAUGCUCUUGGAAAGUUUUUGGUUGAAUGCUUAUCAAUCCCAGAGCAUUAUGGAAAAAUUGUUGGUAUUUGCACAAAACCACAGUGAGCAACAAAUAUUCUGUGCAUCAUUUUAUUAUUGUUAAAUUUUUCAGACUAUUUGUAUUUUAUGGAGGAAAUCAUUGUAUAAAUUAUUUAAAAUACAUGAUAUUCAUUGUUA
This is a messenger RNA of Coccinella septempunctata (seven-spotted ladybird), 881 nucleotides long. Its product is annotated as flavin reductase (NADPH). The transcript is spliced from 3 exons. Bases 162 to 770 code for a protein of 202 amino acids. The record is from RefSeq and is a predicted model, not a curated record. Lineage: Eukaryota; Metazoa; Arthropoda; Insecta; Coleoptera; Coccinellidae.